Molecule: messenger RNA, 1728 nt
Organism: Symbiodinium pilosum
Lineage: Eukaryota; Dinophyceae; Suessiales; Symbiodiniaceae
Source: the annotation of a GenBank genome assembly
AUGGAGUGCACACAGGCUUGUGUGUCUGUUCUUAAAGCCGAGAGAGGCUCUGAGAGUGAUGCCUUGGAAUGCCUUGGAAGCCUCGCUGGGAUCGUGAGGGGUGAGGAGGCUGCGCGCCUGUUUCAUCACCAAGUGGUGGGCCUGCUGGUAAGUGAUGCUGUCAUGGGAAGUGAGCUUUGUGACGCUGCUCUGGAAGCGCUUUCUCGAGCGGCGGCUGCAGAUGAACUUCUCAUUGCCGACGCAUCCUUUUAUGCUACACCAGGCCUGCAGCCAGCAGAGCUGUGCAAGGUGGUCCAGCUUGCCCUGACGGCCUCAGUCACGCAGCGUGGGCACAGGCGGGCGCUGGCGCUGAGGCUGCUGCACAGCAUCGCCGACUCCCACUCUCGUCUGCUUUGCACCAUGCAGGGAGGCCAGCUCUCAGCAGAGGAAGUUCUGCUUUCCCUUGUGGACUUGGUGGCUCCGGACGAAGUGCGGGUAAGGGCGGAGUGGGAAGGACUCUUUCUCGGCCAGAAUUCUGCGGCACAGAGCGGGGCUGAGUAUGGUUUGCUUGCCCGGAUCGCAAAGCGGCUGCCAGACAAGCUGGUGCUUCCCAUCGUCUACCGCAGCGCGUGCCGGAGUCUGGGCCUGGGGUCUUCGCAGUUGCCUGCGAAGCUUGCAGCUCUGGCGUGCCUGGGUGCCGUGUUGCCCGGAUGCGCAUGUCUCGUAAAGAAGCAGCUGCAUCGCAUUUCACGACUGGUGCUGCGAGCACUCUCGCAGCCGGCUCUGCACCCGGUAGCCUUCGCUCUGGUUGCUGAUCUUUGUGGGCUUGUCCCUGCUGAGACACGAUGUGGCUCGGCAAGGCUCGCAGAAAGGCUGCUUCCUCCUCUUCUUCAGCAGCUGCAGCUUUUGCAACUUCAUGACGUCGCCUUUCCACAUGCACUGGCAGCACUGGAGGCAGCUUGUCCAAGCACCUUGACUGCCAGGCUACUCCCUGCCUUCAGACCUCCACAAAGCGGUGUAGCGGUGUUGAUGUGGGCGUGUCAAAAGCUGGCUGAGCUGGUACUUCAAAGCGAUGCCAAGGAAGCCGGCCUGUCAGAUGGCACCGCCAAGAGACUGUGCACUCUCAUCAGCAUACUGGCGCGAAGGCAGCACCUCACCAGGCAUACCGCUGAGAGUUUGAAAACCGAGGGAGGCAGGAUCGCGACCGUCUUGCAGCAGGUGCUGACUUCCGCUUACAGCGCUGAGACGCGCUCCGCGGCACUUGAAGCUUCUGGGGCUUGGAUCAAGCUGAUGGCCGAUGCGGGGACCAGGUGCCCAGAACUUUUGAGCACCUGUUUGCAAGCUGUGGAGCACGGCCUUCGUGAAGCGACUGAGCCGGCCUCUGUCUCUGCAGAAGCUUCAGUGCGUUUCUGCGCCGCUCUUGGGCCGCUUGCGCCUUCGCCUGGAGCGGUUGUGCUUGCUGGGCUGGAAUGCUGCGCUCGACGACCUCGACCCGAUCUGGUACAGGCUCCUCUCUUGGCCUUCACGUGCGGAGAUAACUCCCCUUCGCUCUGCAGGCGCUUGCUGCUUUGGUGGCUUCCUCGCAGUGCCUGCACCCAAGCCAGUUAUUUUCAAUCAAGUCUGCAGUUGGGCUUACAAGUGUUGCUGCAUCUCAACUUGUUCUUGGCAGAGCCUGUCAGGUCUUCCAGCACUGUUCGGAGACCAGGCAUCUCAAAAGUGGAGUCGAAGCCCAGCUGCAAUAGUCAAUAG